AUGUCUUCUCCAUCGUCAACUUCAUCCGCAAAGCGAAAGAGGCUGACCGCCACGGCGGAUCUCCAACCUUCAUCACGCGAUGCCUCCGGCGAAGAGCUGGCCGAUUCUCCCUCGCAUAACCUGCGAAAUCGCAAGCACGCUUCAAGCAAUUCAAUUGACAACAACAUCCCGCCUAGCAAGCGAGCACGCACGCGGUCGAAUGCUAAGUCCGCCGAGUCUAACGGUCCCCCUGGGCCAGACGCUGCGCACGACAACCGCGGUGAACAAUCGGCCACCACCUUGGACAAUGACGAGGAACAGACCCUCAAGAGACAAAGUAGAAUCACAAGUUCCUCGACGAAAGCUAUUGUCGCUGGCGACCAUGGUACCAUGGAGGAUGCUGGCAAAGCUGGAAUGAGAGAUCCUGUGGGAGGAUACAAGACAAAUCCGCCGCCUGUGGGUAGGCCCGUCAGAGUCUAUGCCGAUGGAGUUUUUGAUCUGUUCCACCUGGGGCACAUGCGGCAGCUCGAACAAGCAAAGACCGCCUUUCCAGACACCUACCUGAUUGUUGGAGUAACAGGAGAUGCAGAGACACACAAGAGAAAGGGCUUGACCGUGCUCACCGGCGCAGAAAGAGCAGAAACACUCCGCCACUGUCGAUGGGUCGACGAAGUCAUCCCAAAUUGUCCCUGGAUCGUCACGCCCGAGUUCCUCGAAAAGCACAAGAUUGACUACGUGGCGCACGAUGAUGAACCUUAUGGCGCAGCUGAAGGAGACGACAUCUACGCACCUAUCAAGAAGGAGGGCAAGUUCCUUGUCACGCAGCGGACCGAGGGUGUCUCGACGACUGGAAUCAUCACUAAGAUUGUCCGAGAUUACGAGAAGUACAUUGUGCGGCAACUCAAGAGAGGCACCAGCCGCCAGGAACUCAACAUAAGCUGGCUCAAGAAGAACGAGUUGGACCUGAAAAGGCACAUGCAGGAACUGCGAGAUAGUGUCAAGUCCAACUGGAUAACGGCCGGCGGAGAAAUCUCAAGAGACCUACGAUCGUUCUGGACAAACGCCAACUCUCGACCUGCAAGCCCAGCUCCGUUUAACAGACAGCUGAGCGAAAGUGCCCUCAGGAGUCCAACUGGUGGCCUGAGUGUGGUCGAGCAGUUGAAGCAGUUGGAAGCAGGUCAAGUCGACAAGAGAAGCAUAUCUCCCGGGAGACUCAGCAGGAGCGAGGACUUUGCCGCUGGGUACAGCUUAGGAUUGAUUGGCGGUGUCAAAUCAUGGAUGAUGCGUGGCCAACGAGCACUUCGAGAUAGCCAAGCCCCAAGUCCGGAAGGAAGCGAGGACGACGAGGCUAGGAGUCCCGUCAGCAAUGAUGGGAAUGAUCGAGAGCCUCUCACUGUUACCCUGACGCCUCCGGCUGGGUUUGGAAGAGGUCGAAAAGGAAAGACUGCUAAGAGCGAUCCUCAGGAACCUAAGCGAGAAGCUUUGGAUGUCUUGCAUUGA
This is a messenger RNA of Cladophialophora yegresii CBS 114405, 1479 nucleotides long. RefSeq names its product choline-phosphate cytidylyltransferase. Gene Ontology annotation, molecular function: phosphatidylcholine binding; choline-phosphate cytidylyltransferase activity. Gene Ontology annotation, biological process: CDP-choline pathway. NCBI's taxonomy places the organism in Eukaryota, Fungi, Ascomycota, Eurotiomycetes, Chaetothyriales, Herpotrichiellaceae. The transcript is spliced from 3 exons. The coding region runs from base 1 to 1479 and encodes 492 amino acids. Gene Ontology annotation, cellular component: nuclear envelope. The record is from RefSeq and is a predicted model, not a curated record.